This is a messenger RNA of Dreissena polymorpha, 4591 nucleotides long. RefSeq lists its product as uncharacterized. Lineage: Eukaryota; Metazoa; Mollusca; Bivalvia; Myida; Dreissenidae. The coding region runs from base 334 to 2769 and encodes 811 amino acids. The record is from RefSeq and is a predicted model, not a curated record. The transcript is spliced from 7 exons.
UACGUCACAGUGCACUAGCCGUUUAGUUGUAUAUAUCGGGUCAUACCAUUUUAAAACCGGAGCAUAUAUUAUUGAAUUUUCAUUUUGUUUUCAGAAGUUGUAAAGAUGUGAUCGAUGUGGUCGAGAAUGGACUCAAAUAAAGACUGUUAUUCGUUAAAAAAUGCAAAUGCAAGGAAGGAAAUCGGUGAAAUCCCCUAGAUAUCGAAUCGUCAACAAAGCUUGUCAACCUGACCUCAUUUCUCGUCGCGUUGGUCAAUGAGUGACGUCACAGCCAAUACUGAAACAAACAUGUCAGAAGCCUCAGGUGCGAGCUAGAUCACAGACUCACAAACGAUGUCAGCUCAGAUUUCGGGCGACCGCGGUCCCGAAAACACCUGGGACAACUUGGAGGAAAGUGUGAAAAAGUCGGUGAUUUCAUUAAGGGACUUUGCUAGGCGGAAGGAGAAGGAUUUUCAGUUUGUGAUUUCUCUUAGUCCUUCUGAGCUUGCUGGGUUCCUGAAGGAAUUCUUCUUAGCCUUAAAGGAGCAGUCCGCAACGUCCCCCUCCCAGAGUGAGGAUGAAAAUGGGGCUGCUGCCUCACUAGGAAAGAUUCGUUCGGACCUCUGCGAUUAUUUUAAGAAAGUAAUGAGCGUUGACAUUACUACUGGAAGCGAAUUUUCCGAGUGUAAUUUAAUCGUAGAUGAUGUCGCGCAGUCACAGACCAAAGACGGCUCCGUGGCCAAAAAUGCAGUGAUGAAGAAGCACACUCGACAACGAACAUUUACCUUUGAAACAAACGAACUGCGACAAAUAUACAUGAGCGAGGCCAUGAAUCUCGAUCAACCGGAAACGCUGCAGAACAAAGUGUUUUUUGAUGUGUGUAUGUACAUUUGUAAUAGAGGGAAAGAUUUCUUACGUUUAAUGACAAAAAAUGACUUUGAAGUAUGCACCGAUCAAAAUGGCAGACGAUAUGUAUUGCUUAAAUACGAUCCAAAGUUCAGUUCCAACGAAGUCGCUGGCGGUACACAGAUUGGUGAACGGAUGUAUGAGCGCCCAGGUGACCCAAAGUGUCCAGUGUAUUCCUACACGCAGUAUGUGAUCCACCUUCACCCAAUGUCGGAUGCGUUCUGGCAGCGACCAAAGCGCAGCAUCCUGCCAACAGACUUUGUGUGGUACGACAAUCAGAGCAUAGGGAAUAGCACGCUUAAUAGACUCAUGAACAGAAUAACACAGUCAGCAGGUUUACCGGACAGUUACGCCAUCAACGCAAUAAAGUCAUCCUACAUACCGGUCAUCGAGUCCAUCUGUCGGUCGGCCCUCUUCGGAAGUCAGCAGUUCCGCCGAAUACUCCAGAUAAAGCAAUCCAAUCAUGAUAUGCACUACCACGUGAGGAAGCGGCACUCUGAGGGCUCCCUAUCUAUCGCAAGUGUUCUGCGAGAGAGCCCAAUUUUCCGCCCUCGCAACUCGGAGCCCUUACUGCCCCUGUAUCGGCCUCUCAGCACGGAAACGGAGUUGACCCGUAGCAGCUCUACCAGUCCUGUACCCAGGGCAGGAAGUUGGGAUUCUGGUUCCCCCCACAUGAUGCCACACAUGACUCCGGAGAGGAAAGACACCCCAGAAACAGGGUACCAGCCAUACAGGAAUUGUGAACCAGACCUACCGUCUGCUGGAUACCAGUCUAGCUACAGGGACUCGAGUCCCAAUGGGGCUCAAGACCUCUCUACCAGUUCCAUAUCCUCGGGGCCUCAGUAUCACGAGGAGGAACGGAAAACCAUGGAAACUGGCACAAUCCAGCAAGCCAAGCAGAAAUGUCUGGAGAUAGUUCACAGCCUCGAGGUACGAGACAUCAAGUCCUUUAUAAACUGGAUGAAGACAUUCGAAGCCAAGCAUGGGCCCUCAGGCCUGAUGGUAACCUGUCAGCCAGUCAAUGCUGGAGAGGCCCAGAUGACCCCAGACUACGCCCGUACAUUGGACAGUUCUGUUGCUAACGGUUACACAGACCCCACUCGGAAACCGGCCCAGCGCACUGACAGCCAGCAAAAGAUGCAGGUCUAUACGGAUUUUGAGGCCAAAGAUCUGGAGUUUGACUGUAUUGGUGAUACUUUCUGUUGUACAUCUGAUGUCUCACCGGUCAAGAUAACCAUUCCUGCUCAGGAUACGGUUCUCUUGACUGGUUUGCAACAGAAUACGCAGGUCCUCAUCCAUAGGAAGAACGACGAGAAACAGUCUUCAAUAGAUAACAAGUACAUGCCCUUGCACAUGAGGGUUCUUAUGUCAUCGGAGAACUACAAUCUUCAAGAUGUCGAGACAGUCGUACUGAAAAAGCAAAAGGAUGGGCCACAGUUUGCACCGGAAAUGACCAGGUCAAAUUGCUUUAAGGAAGACAAGUCUAUUCCAAUGAAAAAGCGUAUCGUCUUGGACCAAGAAUCCCAGAAUCUGUCAAGUCAAUGUAAUGGUUCCCCCCAGCAAUCUUUCUGCCAGUCUCACUCCCCUCCCUCUCACAGUUUCCCCCAUCACACCUCCCCCUACAUGGCCCAUGCCGGUUAUCCCCCCACCACCGGCCACCCCCAGGCAAGUAUUGCAAACACCGCUGCCCUUAAUUAUCACAUGGCCCCUGGUCCACCCCAGAUGCUGGGAUCCUUAACACAGGGAAUUCCCGCCAUCCCGAAGUACCGAGAGAGAUUCCCUGAUGGAUGGGGGUAUACACCUUUACAGAAACGCCAAAAGUUUGGCAUGCAACAUAAUGGUAAUGGCAAAGAUGGCCCUCUCGAUUUGAUCAAGCCUUCAUAAGAUCUUGGUUUUUAAACUGCAUAUCACUGUGUUUAGUAUGUAAAUUUUAAGUGUAGUUGUUAAAUAUUUUCUUUCGGCACAGUCAUACUUGCACAUUUUGGUUUGGAAUGAUUUAAAUUUUUUGGCAUUUACAUAAAAUAUAUGCUUCUUUGAAAGCAAUAACAGAUAGUUUGGUUAAAAGAAGAUUCUCUUUUAUGUAUGAUAUUACCCUACCUUUGUUGUUUUUAUGUGCCCCUGGUAGUGUGGCAUAUAGAAGUCUGUCCAUCUGUCUGUCUUUCUGUCUGGCAUUCAGUUUUCUGGUUAUAUUUGGUAUAUGAGUCUAUCUACAUGACCUUCAGAUGAAGUGUGAGUUUCGUUCCAGUUCAUUGAUUUUUGGCAAAGUUAUGGACCUUGGACUUCGAAUUUUUUUCUAAAAUAACCAUUUUCUGGAGGGUUUUUUAUGCAACGCUUUCAGAUAUUGAGCUGAUUUUUUGGAAUGUAAGUCUACCUACAUGACAUACAGAUAAAGUGUGAAUUUCGUUCCGGUCCACUGAUCUUUGGUAAAGGUAUGGGCCUUGGACUCAAUUUUUAAUUUUUAAAUAAUAACCAUUUUUCGGAGUUUUUUUUACGAAGGCUUUAAGCUAUUAAGCUGUUGUUUUUUUUACAGGAGUCUUUCUGCAUGACUUACAGAUGAAGUGUGAGUUUCUAUCCGGUAUAUUGAUUUUUGGCAAAGUUAAGGGCCUUAUACUUAAUCAAUUUUAUUAAAAUGUGGCUUCAAAGCGCAGAAGGGGGCAUCAUUUUUUCACAAUUACAGGUCUUGUUGUAAAAUAUUUUAUGUUUUUUGGGCCAAAGAUAAUUUGUACAUGAUUGUUUUUAUUGAUCUCGAAAUUCCAAUAUUUCUAUACAAGGUUCCAAACGAAUGUCUACGGUGAUUUCUAAUGUACUUGUUCUCUUUAUAUUGCUCACUUGGAAGUAGAUAUAGUAGAACUUGACAUGUUGUUUUUUGUUUUAUUCUUUGUUUGAAAUCCGUUCCUGUGAAAUUUGUUGAUCGAAAAUGGUUGGUUUUGUCAAAAUCAUGGAGAUUAUUUUUAAUUGUCAUUAUUUCAUUGUUUUCAUUUUACAUAUCCUAUCUCGCCAUUGUCAUCUUUUCUCAUGUUGUUAAUUCACAGUUGUUAGGUAUGUUAUAUUAUGUAUUAUUGCGUAUACAUUGCAAUUGUUAGCUUGGUUUUGUUUUGUUUUGAUACUUAUAACAAUUUGUUGUUGUUUUACUUGCGCAUAAAUCUUAUAUUUACAAAAGGGAACUAUGUGCUAAUUUUCUAUACAUGGAACUAUAACCUAUAUGUCCUUGUCAUGUAAUUUUUGCCUUCAAAAGCUAAUUUUGAGUCCAAAAUAGCUUCAAGUAAAAAAUGAAAUUAAAAAACAAUAUUGACAAUUAUGCACCUUUGAACAUUUUCUGGCGAAUAAUUCUAUUUUAAAUGGCCAAAUCUUAAGUUACAUUAAAUGUGCUUUUCAUUUUUAAUAUCAAUUGAGAUAAACGAUGUUGAAUGGUAAAAAACAGAUCAACUUUUGGUAAAUGUCUACUUUUUGUACAAGGAAAAGGGUAUUAAAAUGACGGAUAUUUAUCAUAGUUGAUAAUCUUGAAAUCAUGUUGAUUUUGAACACAUCUCUUAUAGCCAUUUAGUGAACAAAUCAUUUGCAAAAUCAGUGUACAUGUAAAUGCUUAAGCAGGGUUAAUUGGCUAGAAAACAAAAAUGACAUUAUACCCAUUGGAUUUGUAGAUUUUCUUACGUUGUAAAUUUUUAGUGGCGUGGGAUAAUAUUUUUUUGUUCAUUGUGUCUACUGU